CUGCUAGUAGCGCAUGCUAACGUAUACCAUUUGUAUAAUAAUGAAUUUCGUGGAGCCCAGGGUGGUCAGAUCGGUAUAACAUUAAGUACCCCUUGGACUGAACCUGAAUCGGAGAAAGACAUGGAAGCUGCUGAAGAUGUCAUACAAUUUGAGUGGGGUCUUUAUGCAAAUCCAAUAUUUUCGGAAUCUGGAGAUUAUCCGUCAGUCGUGAAAGAAAGGAUAGCAAUGAAGAGUAAGGAACAAGGAUUCCCAAGAUCACGAUUACCACAAUUCACUCCGGAGGAAGUAGAUUUAAUAAAAGGAAGCUCUGACUUCUUUGGAUUGAACCAUUAUACAACUAACAUUGUUUAUAGAAACGAAUCUGUCAAUGGGUAUUAUAGUUCGCCAUCUUUUUCUGACGAUGUCGAAGUGAUAAGUUAUCAAGAGGAUUCCUGGGAUUCAGGUGCUUCAGUUUGGUUGAAGCGUGUACCCUGGGGUUUUUAUAAUUUAUUAUCAAAAAUACGGAAGGACUACAACAAUCCACCAGUUUACAUCACUGAGAAUGGAUUCUCAACCCGAGGUGGUCUAGUUGACGAUGAUCGCAUAAAGUAUUACAGAACAUACAUUGAUGCCAUGCUCGAUGCUAUUGAAGACGGAUCAGAUAUAAGAGUUUACGCAGCGUGGAGUUUGAUGGACAAUUUUGAAUGGGGUAAUGGAUACAGCAUACGUUUCGGACUAUACGAGGUGGAUUACGAGAGUCCUGAACGCACCCGCACUCCUCGCAAGUCUGCUUACGUGUACAAGGAGAUGCUGAGGACACGGACACUGGACUAUCAUUAUGAACCUGAUAUGAGCCUGAGAAUUGAUGGCGAAGAGAACUAA
Danaus chrysippus (African queen) is the source of this 861-nucleotide messenger RNA. The record is from the annotation of a GenBank genome assembly. Lineage: Eukaryota; Metazoa; Arthropoda; Insecta; Lepidoptera; Nymphalidae.